AUGGAGACCUCAGCCUUGGUGAUCUGGCUCCAUGGGUUGCAAUCUUGUGGCAAUCACAUCCAGCAGCUGCUGGUUGCGACCAGGAUCCGACACAACAUUCCUUGGGUGAAAUGGCUCCUUCCAGAAUCGGACAUUGCAGAGCUGACUGUGAUGCCCGGGAAGGCGGUCAAAUGCUGGUUUGACUUGCACCAGCAGCCAGUUGUUGAGGGCCAGUAUCAUGGUCGAAUGCAGGAAUCCGUGGCGUGCAUCCACGAUUUGUUACAUAGUGCAAUUGAUCGAGGAUUUCCUCCUCACCGUAUCGUGCUUUGUGGUUUCAGCCAAGGUGGCACACUGGCCCUGCAAGCCGGGCUUUCUUUCCCGUCCAGCUUGGCGGGCAUUUGUACCGUAGCCGGCUGGACAUCUGCCGACUUGCCGGCGAAUUCGAAGGAGAGCCAAGUGCCCAUCCUCUUGUGCCACGGCAGCGAGGAUUCCAUGGUCCCCAUCCAGGUGGCGCGGAACAGCUGCGCCGCCUUGACGAAGGCCGGCUACAAGAACGUGAACCUCGUCACUUUCAAAGGACUGAGACACCAAUUUAUCACGAUGCAAUUCCAAGACAUCAUGGACUUCUUGCAUCAGGUGAUACCGCAAAGACUGGACUCGCCCAAGACACCGGCGCUUGUGACAUCGCCAUGUGGAUGCGUUGUGUGGAUGCAUGAUGCCAGCAUCGUUGGGGAGGUGCAGGAAGAGGUGCUGGCUGAAAGGCUGCAGGACAGUUUGCCUGGGGUGCAGUUGAUUCUGCAGACCCUGCCACCACAGGAGGAGGGCCGAAGCUUCGGCAAGAUCUUGCUGCAGGAGGUGACAUUGCAGCUCCAGAAGGCGGGGGACCGGGGCAUUGCGCUGCCCUCCAUUGUGCUGGGAGGCUUCGGGGCUGGAGGCACUGCUGCGCUGCUGGGGCUGUUGUUUCCGAAGCUGGGCGGCCUGGUGUCCAGCUCUGGCUUCAUUGCAGACGGAUUUCCAGAGCAGGCAGGUGCCGGUGAUGACCAGCUCAUUUUGCUGACGCACGGCAUCGAGGACAAAGUCGUUCCCAUCGAGUCAGCUCGGAAGCAGUGGCGCGCAUUGGAGGCCCACGGCUAUCGCGGAGUGACCUUUAACAGCUUCACGGGCCUCGGCCACGAGUUCACCAUGGGCGUGUGGGACCACAUCAUCGAAUUCGCAGCCGCGGCGCUGGAAGGUCCGCUUAGUGCCAGCUGA
This is a messenger RNA of Effrenium voratum, 1230 nucleotides long. Lineage: Eukaryota; Dinophyceae; Suessiales; Symbiodiniaceae. The record is from the annotation of a GenBank genome assembly.